AUGCCCAGGACUGUAGGCCACUUCUUCGACAUCGCACCAAUGACCCGCGCGCAAGGCGGGCCUAUUCAGGGUUAUCUGGCCAAUCCAGAUUUCCCCGCCUCGCCGAACGAGGAGCAGACUGUUUACAAAGUUGAUAGGCAUGACUUCUCGAUCCGCCUAGCGCAACUACUGAACUCUUUCUGGCUCCUGUCGGCGGGACCUUAUGCUACCCCAUAUGGUAUAGACGGCGAUACUAGGGGUAACGGCCAAGCGGUACAGAUCAGUGAAGCUCAUGGCCGUGCUGUCAGGGCUUUUCAGGUGAUACAAUGUCACACAAUCUGGCUGGUAUUCCUCAUCGUGGCGUCAACAUUUCUGAUGGCGGCGUGCAUAUUGUCUGCGGUCUUGAGACCGAGAUGGAACGCUGUGGAGCUUUCUCUCAACGUCUCGAGUAUGACUAGGGAUACCCCGUACGUGAAUGUUCCGGAUGGAGGGUCAUACCUGGAUGGCGAUGAACGCUCACGGCUGUUGAGGGAGUAUAAGGUGAUGUUUGGUGAUGUGGCGCCGCAGAAGGAGGUGGGAUAUUUGGCUGUUGCCAGUUGUGAGAGGUUCGCCGGGAGUGGAAGCGUGAGCGAGGCGAGGAGGACGAGAGUCUAUGAUUGA
This is a messenger RNA of Fulvia fulva, 639 nucleotides long. RefSeq lists its product as uncharacterized. The transcript has a single exon. The record is from RefSeq and is a predicted model, not a curated record. The coding region runs from base 1 to 639 and encodes 212 amino acids. Lineage: Eukaryota; Fungi; Ascomycota; Dothideomycetes; Mycosphaerellales; Mycosphaerellaceae.